Physeter macrocephalus (sperm whale) is the source of this 582-nucleotide messenger RNA. It is a transcript of the gene NPB, whose product is annotated as neuropeptide B. Gene Ontology annotation, biological process: G protein-coupled receptor signaling pathway; feeding behavior. Lineage: Eukaryota; Metazoa; Chordata; Mammalia; Artiodactyla; Physeteridae. Bases 1 to 582 code for a protein of 193 amino acids. The record is from RefSeq and is a predicted model, not a curated record. Gene Ontology annotation, molecular function: G protein-coupled receptor binding. The transcript has 3 exons.
AUGCCUAGGGUGCCCGACCCUGAGCCCAGCCUCCAGGCUUUUAGCCUUCGUGCCCUGGGACAGGCGCUGACCCCAUGGGGCUUCUCCCUCUGGGAUGGGGAGGCCCCUGCGUCCCGGCGUCCGCCCUCGCGCCUCGCCCCGCCCAGACGCAGAUACAAGGCGCCGGUGCUGCUGUUUCGCGCCCCGCCGCCCGCCGCCACCCGCGUCCCUAAGGCCGGGUUCGCGAUGCUGGUGGCCGCCGCCCUGGCGCUGUCCCUGCUGCUGGAGCCCCCCGGCCUCGCGUGGUACAAGCAGGUGGCGGGGCCGGGCUACUACUCUGUGGGCCGCGCCGCGGGGCUGUUGUCCGGCUUCCGCAGGUCGCCGUACGCGCGGCGCUCCGAGGCCCCCGUGGGCACGGGACCCCCGGGACGGGCCGGCAUCUUCCCGGAGCUGUGCCCCAGCCUGCGGAGCCUCGCCGUGUGCGUCGAGGACGUCACCCCGAACCUGCAGAGCUGCGAGCGGCUCCCCGACGGCCGCGCCAUCUUCCAGUGCAAGGCCGACGUCUUCCUGUCACUCCGCGCCGCGGACUGUCGCAGCACGUGA